AUGGGUUUGGAAGGAGAGACUCUGACUCUCUCCUGUAACUAUUCAGGUUCUGUAAAUUAUCUCUUCUGGUACCGACAGAGUUCAGGUUCAUCUCCACAGCUCAUCAUCUCAGGAUUUUCAGAUCAAACUGGAGAAAAGUUUUCUUUCAAACACAAAAACAAACAAAAGGAGUUUGAUCUGCAGAUCUCCUCUGCUGCAGUGACAGACUCUGCUGUGUACUACUGUGCUCUGCAGCCCACAGUGACAGGAAACAGCACAACUCUGUACAAAAACCUCUGGAGCAAAGACAACACAAAACUCCACAACAUCCACCAGAGGGACUCACACACUGUUUCACGUGUCAGCUGUGAAAAACUGUCUGCAGAGGAGAAGGAAGUGUCCACUUUAGAAGGCAGCUCUGUUACUCUGUCCUACAAUUAUCCCAAGCUGACAACUAGUAAUUAUUUCUUCUGGUAUCGACUAUAUCCAGGAAAACCACCAGAGUUCCUGAUCUCUCACUCAGCAUCAGGAUUAACUGGAACAGAAAAAGUCGGAUGA
Messenger RNA from Menidia menidia (Atlantic silverside), 537 nucleotides. The record is from the annotation of a GenBank genome assembly. Lineage: Eukaryota; Metazoa; Chordata; Actinopteri; Atheriniformes; Atherinopsidae.